AUGCCCGCAUGCCUCCUCCAUGUGACCAGUUCUGAUCUGGUGCCGUUCCAGGGGCCAGUGUCAUUCAGGGAUGUGGCCGUGGACUUCACCCAGGAGGAGUGGCAGCAGCUGGAGCCCGAUGAGAAGACCACGUACCGGGAUGUGAUGCUGGAGAACUACAGCCAUCUCGUUUCUGUGGGGUAUGACAGCACCAAACCGAAAGUGAUCCUCAAGUUGGAGCAGGGAGAGGAGCCAUGGAUAGCUGAAGGUGAUCUGCCGUGUCAGAGUCAUCCCGAAAUAGUCUGGAAAGUUGAUGACUGGAUAGAGAGAAUCCCAGGAAAAGAAGAUGAACAUUCAAGGCAAGCUAUUUCUAUCAACAGCAAAACCCCGAUUGAAGAGAGAGAGAAUGCAUUUGAUAAAACAUGUAAUGUGGAAACAAGCCUUGUUCCUUCAAACAUAACAUCUCAUACUUGUGUCUCAUGUGGAAAGAAUUUAGAGUCUACUUCAGAAUUAAUUAUUAGUGAUGGAAGCUAUGCAAGAAGGAAACCUGAUGAGUGUAGUGAAUGCGGGAAGAUGUACCACAGAGGGAAACCCUAUGAAUGUAAGCAAAAUGGGGAAGGCUAUUCUCAAAAUGAAGAGAGUAUUCUUCAGAAAAUUAAUAUUUUGGAGAAACCCUUUGAAUAUAAUGAAUGCAUGGAAGCCUUAGACAAUGAAGCUGUUUUCCUUGCUCAUAAGAGAGCUUAUAUGGGGGAAAAGCCCUACGAGUGGAAUGACUCUGGGUCCGACUUCAUCCAGAUGUCAAAUUUUAACGUAUACCAGAGGUCACAGAUGGAAUUGAAGCCCUUUGAAUGCAGCGAAUGUGGAAAAUCCUUCUGUAAAAAGUCAAAGUUAAUCAUACAUCAGAGGGCCCACACGGGAGAGAAACCUUAUGAAUGUAAUGUGUGUGGGAAAUCCUUCAGCCAAAAGGGGACCCUCACCGUCCAUCGGAGAUCACACUUAGAGGAGAAGCCCUAUAAAUGUACUGAGUGUGGGAAAACUUUCUGUCAGAAGUUACAUCUCACCCAACACCUGAGAACUCAUUCAGGUGAGAAGCCCUAUGAAUGUAAUGAGUGUGGCAAAACCUUCUGCCAAAAGACCCAUCUCACCCUACACCAGAGGAAUCAUUCAGGAGAGAGACCCUAUCCCUGUAACGAAUGUGGGAAAUCCUUCUCCCGCAAGUCUGCCCUCAGUGACCACCAGAGAACGCAUACAGGAGAGAAACUUUACAAAUGUAAUGAAUGUGGGAAAUCCUACUACCGAAAAUCUACCCUUAUUACACAUCAGAGGACCCACACGGGAGAGAAACCCUAUCAGUGCAAGAAACCCUAUGGAUGUAGUGAAUGUGGGAAAACCUUCUCCCAUAACUCAUCCCUCUUUAGACAUCAAAGAGUGCAUACAGGAGAGAAGCCCUAUGAGUGUUACGAAUGCGGGAAGUUCUUCUCUCAGAAGUCCUAUCUCACCAUCCAUCACCGGAUCCAUUCGGGAGAGAAGCCCUAUGAAUGUAGUAAAUGUGGGAAAGUCUUCUCUCGGAUGUCAAACCUCACUGUACACUAUAGAAGCCAUUCAGGAGAGAAGCCCUACGAAUGUAAUGAAUGUGGAAAAGUCUUUUCUCAGAAGUCAUACCUCACAGUACACUAUAGGACUCAUUCAGGAGAGAAACCCUACGAAUGUAACGAGUGUGGGAAAAAAUUCCACCACAGAUCAGCCUUCAAUAGCCAUCAGAGAAUUCACAGGAGAGGGAAUGUGAGUGUACUGGAUGUGGAGACUCUCCUGUAAAGUCAAAACGCUCUGAGUAUGACAGAAUCUAAUAGGGAGACAGACGUCACUGAGAGCUCGUGUUUCUGAAUGGGGAAAACCAUUUAGGCAUUAGAUUCAUCUCUACCUGAUUUCUCACAGAGAAGGAUCCCUAGGAAUGCAAGAAGCAGCAAAGCCUUCAGCAAGAUCCUGCAACCCAUUGGGCACGAGAUAAUUUAUACAGGAGUGAAACUUGAUGAAUAUUUAAUAUUUAUUUUGGAAUUCAAAUUGUAUUUACAUAUCAGGGAAUCAUACCAAGACGAGAUCUGUCAGAGUGAUGAAUGUGGGAAAACAUGUUGUCUUGGAAAUUGUUAUACUAAAAGCCAUAUUUCUGAUGUAAAUUCCAAUGUUUAUAGGAAAGCUAUCAGAAGCUAUCAGCUCUGAAUAAACCAUUGUAUAAAAUGAAGUUUUGGAAUCAGGAGUUUAUAAUGAGGACGGAAACAUUAAACAUAUAUGGCAGUUUCU
Neomonachus schauinslandi (Hawaiian monk seal) is the source of this 2277-nucleotide messenger RNA. It is a transcript of the gene RBAK, whose product is annotated as RB associated KRAB zinc finger. NCBI's taxonomy places the organism in Eukaryota, Metazoa, Chordata, Mammalia, Carnivora, Phocidae. Gene Ontology annotation, biological process: negative regulation of transcription by RNA polymerase II. Bases 1 to 1794 code for a protein of 597 amino acids. The transcript is spliced from 4 exons. The record is from RefSeq and is a predicted model, not a curated record. Gene Ontology annotation, molecular function: DNA-binding transcription repressor activity, RNA polymerase II-specific.